Amblyraja radiata (thorny skate) is the source of this 3089-nucleotide messenger RNA. RefSeq names its product histone H4 transcription factor (gene hinfp). Gene Ontology annotation, molecular function: RNA polymerase II cis-regulatory region sequence-specific DNA binding; DNA-binding transcription factor activity, RNA polymerase II-specific. The transcript is spliced from 11 exons. Bases 477 to 2162 code for a protein of 561 amino acids. The record is from RefSeq and is a predicted model, not a curated record. NCBI's taxonomy places the organism in Eukaryota, Metazoa, Chordata, Chondrichthyes, Rajiformes, Rajidae. Gene Ontology annotation, biological process: anatomical structure development; regulation of transcription by RNA polymerase II.
CGGCGGCUCCGGCCCGGCGGUUCCCGGGAGUCGCUGAGGCUUCGGGCGGGGCGGGCGGGUGUGAUGUGGUGACGGGGCAUCGUCACUGAACCACCGGCCUCAGCCCCAGCCCGGACCCUGCGCUGCCGCCGCCGCCGCCGCCCCCGACACUGGUCCACCCGCCGGAAGUGGCCCGCCGCCGCCAGCGAGUGCACUUCCGGUGCCGACUCCAGGCUCAAACUGGAGGAUGAAGAGAAGGAAGGAAGUUUUCUAACCUCCACAUCUAUCAUCGUAAACUUGGGUAGCCCUGUGCGACAACAUCACUUGAGGUAAAUUAACAACUUCCUGGAUAUCUGAGUGGAUUGUAACGGGCAACCAAGACAAAGUUUAUGUCGUUUUAUGCACACUGGUAUAUUGUGCAUCUACGUGCCUGAAAAUGCAAUCAAUCAAUGAGAAAAGCUUUGCCUGGAUGUAGGAUGUGAUUUGAGCAGAACAAAAUGGCAAAACGGAAGACGGGGUGUGACAUCAUGGCAGCUGGAAAGAAUAUGAAAUAUGAUUCUCUGGUGCUUUUGUGUGAAUGGGGGUCGUGUGGAUUUACUGCAUCUGGAAUGGAAGAUUUCAGCAAUCACAUCGCGGGGCAUUUGAAGGAGCAUUUAAAGGAGCAAAUCCAAGGAGACGAGAGUGAUAAUGAGCCACAAGAGGAGCAUCAGUGCCUGUGGGCCGACUGUGGGUUCUACUCGGUGGAGAGUUCAACAGACGUGAUCCGACAUGUAUAUUUUCACGCCUACCACACAAAGCUUAAAUACUGGGGUCUGCAGACCCUCCAGGCUCAGACUGAACUUGAGCAUUGUUUAUUGGAUCGGCAGAGCCGUAAUAUCAUUCCAGAAAUUCCAGAGAGUUUUAUUUGCCUCUGGGGGCACUGUGACAGCACUUUUGAGAAUCCAGAAUGGUUCUACAGGCACGUGGACAUGCAUGGAAUGUGUUCAGAUCGUGAUGCAACCACAGACACUAAUAUUAUAAUUCCGUGCUGUUGGAAAGAUUGUGAGGCAACAUUCAAGGUAAAGUUUAAGUUACGGGAACAUUUGCGAAGUCACACUCAGGAGAAAGUGGUGGCAUGCCCGACUUGUGGGGGAAUGUUUGCCAGCAACACCAAAUUCUUUGAUCACAUCCGCAGGCAGACAGCCACGGAAUAUCAACGCUUCCAGUGCUCCCACUGCUCUAAAAGAUUCGCCACUGAAAGGCUACUCAGGGAUCACAUGCGGCAUCAUGUGAAUUAUUACAAGUGCCCAUUUUGCGAUAUGACCUGCCCAGCACCGUCUGCCUUGCGGAACCAUAUCAAGUUCCGCCAUAGUGACGAAAAGCCAUUCAGAUGUGAAUACUGUGAAUACAGCUGCAAGAACUUGGUUGAUCUAAGAAGACAUUUGGACACCCACAGUGAAGACCCGACCUAUCGGUGUGAGUUUGCGGGUUGUACAUUCAGCGCACGAUCCCAAUAUUCUAUCAAGUCCCACUACAGGAAAGUACAUGAGGGGGAUAUGGAACCCAGAUACAAAUGUCACGUGUGUGACAAAUGUUUCACCAGAGGUAACAAUCUGACCGUGCACCUCAGGAAGAAACAUCAGUUUAAGUGGCCUUCAGGUCAUCCCCGUUUCAGAUACAAAGAGCAUGAAGAUGGCUACAUGCGACUACAGCUAGUACGUUAUGAGAGUGUUGAACUGACUGAACAGCUAAUGAAAGAGCGGGAGAAGCAGGAUGGUCGCUUAGAGAGCAUAUCGGAGAGUUUGGUCUUGUCAGAAGCGAACCUACGAGGGAUUAUACUGGAGCCAGUGGAAGAAUCAAACAGCGAGGACCAGGGGGUAGACAAGCAGAGCGCCGACUCUCUGAACUGUUGUACGAAUGAAUGUAGGGAACGCUGCAGUUACAGUGAUGGUGCUGACCUGGAGCAUCUCCGGCAGUCGCCACUGGGCUCCUGUGACUCCAGUAAAAGUCCCAUCAUCCGGGUGGUCAACCGGACUAACGAACAUGGGGAGAAUGAGACAGUUUACUACGUUCUGACCAAUGCACCACAUAACACAGGGAGCACAGGCCCAAUCAGUGAGGACACUAAUAUGGAGACUGAAGGACCCUCCACUGACAACAUUGAAAAGACUGCGGAAGAAUUGGGCAUUGAAAUAAUUGGCUAGUACUAAUUAACCAAAUUCAUUGCUGGUGUGUUUGUUUGAUAUUUUGUAUAUUUGCUUUAACUUUGAGUCACAGCCUCUGUGAUGCAAUGUUGACUGGUUUGCCAAUAUUGGCUAUAUUUAUAGACGUGUUUAUUUUUACUGUAGCCCCUCUGUAUGAGUUUCAUUAUGUUGCAUAUCUCGCAUUGCCAGGAGCAAUACAGUCCCUGCUUUCAAUUAUGCUACAAUCAUUAGAUCGAAGAAAUUUAUUCAAACAGAUUUUGACUGAUGUACAGUGUCAAUACAACAAAUAGUUUUAAUCAGCAAUAUGAUUUUUAUUGUGUAAAAGUCUAAUGGUAUUAAUUGAUUUUUGUAAACUGCACUUUUUACUUUGGUCCUGCAGUUCCUUAGUUGCAGGCAGUUAGUUCUAAAACGACUCAUUGUUAACCCAGGUGUAGACAUUCUUCUGGGAAAUGUUCCCGUCCUUGCCUUUGUGCCCCUUAUUGUUUCACACAAAGAAAUAGCACCACAUGGGUUUCAAAAUGGAUUCAUUUGGCCACUGACUCUGCUCUUCAUAAAGUGGGUUCCAUUUACUCUGCCUUGCUACUGCUUCACGGUCAGAACAAUAAGGACCAGAAAGGUUGUACAAAAGUGGCAGUAUUGUACUGCUGAUUUUUAUGGAGCACUCCUUCAUCACCCCCACCUUUAAUUCUCUGAAUUUUUCCCCUUCUUCCCCACAUACCUAUUCUUCUUGUUAGGGAAAAUCUCUCUUAACCCAUUGCCUAUGUAUAGUAACCCUCUGGCGAUAGAUUAUUGUCUUUAAUUGCAGUUCUGCAACCUAUCAUUUUUUAAAGUUAAAUGUAUCUUUACUAUGUACUGCAACCACCCAAGAACAAAAGGAAUCAAAUCCACCGAAGAAAACUUAAAAAGACACCAAAUUUAAGAUAUCAA